UAUUAGAUACCUCUCUCUCUCUCUCCUGGUUUCGAGCAACCAACCACCCACACCACUUGUGUGAAUUUCCAAAGAUAAGGCUAAGGAAUCACACCACAUCAUCACACAGAGCGAGUUUAGAGUUCAAGAAAAUGUCUUACCAUCUUUGCUCUUCCUCUUCCCCUCUUUUCCACGACCCACUCACCAUCUCUUCCCGUAAAUUCAAACUUCGAAACUUCCCCUCUUCCUUUCAUACCCCUUCUUCUUCUUCUUCUUCUUCUUCUUCUUCACUCACCCCCCACUCCAAAACCCUUCUCCACAUUUCCCUUCAAGAAUCCAUUCCACAACAACAACCACAAGACGCUAAUUCCCAAAAGGACGCUAAAUUUGAUAACCCAAUUGGCAAUUCUACUUCCUCCAAAAGCAGUUACAUUUGGGUCAAUCCCAAAUCCCCCAGAGCUAAACAACUUGGAAAGAAAUCUUACGACGCAAGGUACAGUUCUCUUGUUAAGCUUUCAAACGCUUUGGAUUCAUGUGAACCCACUGAACAUGAUGUUUCUCAAAUUUUGAAGUGUUUGGGUGAUAAGGUUAUAGAACAAGACGCUGUAAUUAUCAUCAAUAAUAUGGAGAAUUCUGUUGUUGUACCUUUUGUUCUUCAGUAUGUUCAAAGGAAGAGCAUACCCACUAGGGAGGUAAUUCUUUACAAUGUUACCCUUAAGGUGUUUAGAAAGUGUAAGGAUUUGGAUGGUGCAGAGAAGGUGUUUGGUGAAAUGCUUCAGAGAGGUGUGAAGCCUGAUAAUGUUACUUUUUCGACUAUAAUUAGUUGUGCUAGGUCUUGUUAUUUGCCUGAUAAAGCUGUGGAGUGGUUUGAAAAGAUGCCGUUGUUUGGAUGUGAACCGGAUGAUGUUACAUAUUCGGUUAUGAUUGACUCUUAUGGAAAGGCUGGGGAUAUUGAUAUGGCUUUGAACUUGUAUGAUCGUGCUAGGACUGAGAAAUGGCGUAUUGAGCCUGCGACGUUCUCUACGUUGAUUAAGAUGUAUGGGGUGGCAGGGAAUUAUGAUGGAUGCUUGAAUGUUUAUGAGGAAAUGAAGGCUCUUGGUGUUAAGCCUAACUUGGUUGUUUAUAACACUCUUUUGGAUGCCAUGGGUAGAGCUAAGAGGCCAUGGCAGGCCAGGACUAUAUAUAAAGAGAUGAUAAAUAAUGACAUUUUGCCGAAUCGAGCAACUUAUGCGUCUCUCUUACAUGCCUAUGGUAGAGCACGUUUUUGUGAAGAUGCUCUUGUUGUGUACAGGGAAAUGAGGGAAAAGGAAAUGGAUUUGAAUACACAUCUCUAUAAUUCCCUUUUAGCUAUGUGCGCCGAUGUUGGUUACACCGACCUAGCGUUUGAAAUUUUUGAAGACAUGAAAAGUUCUGAUACUUGCAGUCCUGACAGUUGGACAUUCUCAUCCUUGAUUACAAUAUAUUCAUGCAGUGGGAGAGUUUCAGAGGCAGAAAGAAUGAUGAAUGAAAUGAUUGAAUCUGGAUUUGAACCUACAAUUUUUGUUCUGACUUCGCUUGUCCAAUGCUAUGGAAAAGCCAAGCGUACUGAUGAUGUUGUGAAAACAUUUAACCAGCUCUUGGAUAUGGGCAUUGAACCGGAUGAUCGAUUCUGUGGUUGUCUUCUGAAUGUUAUGACCCAAACACCAAAAGAAGAACUUGGUAAGCUAAUUGAUUGUGUGGAGAAGGCUAAUCCAAAGCUUAGUUUUGUGGUAAGAUAUUUAGUGGAAGGGCUGGAGGGUGAUGGGGAGUUCAGAAAAGAAGCAUUGGAACUAUUCAGUUCAAUUACCGAUGGAGUAAAGAGGGCAUUUUGCAAUUCUCUAAUUGAUCUUUGUAUCAACCUAGAUUUGUUGGACAGAGCACGUGUGCUUCUAGACCUUGGGUUGACACUUGAGAUAUAUACAGAUAUACAAUCCAGGUCUCAAACUCAGUGGUCUUUGAUCUUAAGGGGUCUCUCAGUUGGAGCUUCGCUGACGGCAUUCCAUGUUUGGAUAAAUGACUUGUCUAAGGCUUUUGAAUCAGGAGAGGACCUUCCACCACUCCUCGGAAUCCAUACCGGUCAUGGGAAACAUAGGUAUUCAGAUAAAGGUUUGGCAGGCGUUAUUGAAUCACAUAUGAAGGAACUCGAUGCUCCAUUUCGGGAGUCUCCCGAUAAGGCUGGCUGGUUUUUGACUACACAGGUAGCAGUCAAGUCAUGGAUGGAGUCUAGAGGUUCUUCUAAAUUAGUUGCUGCAUAAUUUCUGAACUACAUGGUUGUUAGGUCUAGGAAUUUUUUUUUUUUUUUUUUUCCAUUGAUAAUGUAGUCUUAAAGUAUCUUCCUUGUAUUUUGAGGAAAGUUUUGUAUUAGCUUCAUAAGUAACAACUGUUUUUUUUUGUUUUUGAAACAACUGUUUUAUUUUAGAUGCCAAAUAGAGUAAAUGAAGACCUGAUACUAGUA
Messenger RNA from Medicago truncatula (barrel medic), 2452 nucleotides. Its product is annotated as pentatricopeptide repeat-containing protein At4g16390, chloroplastic. The record is from RefSeq and is a predicted model, not a curated record. Gene Ontology annotation, biological process: positive regulation of translation. Gene Ontology annotation, cellular component: chloroplast stroma. Bases 132 to 2252 code for a protein of 706 amino acids. The transcript has a single exon. Gene Ontology annotation, molecular function: rRNA primary transcript binding; protein binding; mRNA binding. Lineage: Eukaryota; Viridiplantae; Streptophyta; Magnoliopsida; Fabales; Fabaceae.